This is a messenger RNA of Lucilia sericata (common green bottle fly), 3293 nucleotides long. It is a transcript of the gene GluRIIE, whose product is annotated as glutamate receptor ionotropic, kainate 2. The record is from RefSeq and is a predicted model, not a curated record. Gene Ontology annotation, cellular component: plasma membrane; postsynaptic membrane. Gene Ontology annotation, biological process: synaptic transmission, glutamatergic; monoatomic ion transport; modulation of chemical synaptic transmission. NCBI's taxonomy places the organism in Eukaryota, Metazoa, Arthropoda, Insecta, Diptera, Calliphoridae. Gene Ontology annotation, molecular function: transmitter-gated monoatomic ion channel activity involved in regulation of postsynaptic membrane potential; glutamate-gated receptor activity. The transcript is spliced from 14 exons.
UUCACACAUAACGGCAAAAUACACAAAAAUAUAUUUUUAAAAAAUUUUAAAAACAAAAUUAUUGAAAACAACAAAUAAUUUUCUAGAAAACAAGAAAAGAAAAUGUAUAAAUUAAGAUAAUUUUAAAGAAAAUCGAAACUAGUGCGAAAAGAAAAAUGUUUUGUAAAAAUGUAUAUUUGUUAUUUUCGAUAAUUUUAACAAUUUUUAAAACAACAUCUGCUCAAUAUGGUUAUUCCCAUUACGAUGAUGUUCCUUCGUCAUCAGCAGACAUUAUUACAAUAGGUUUACUAACCGAUCAGCAACAUGAAGAAAUGAACGUAGUAGUGGAUUUUGCCAUUGAAAAUGCCAAUAUGGAAUUAGAAAGUGCAUUAGCUGUAAUCAGAGAUCAAGUUCCAUAUGGAAAUUCAUUUUUGGGCUACGGUAAACUAUGCCGCAUGAUGGAGACUGGUAUUGCUGCCGUUUUGGGUCCUUCCUCCAAACAUACCGCCUUCCAUUUAAUGUCGAUAUGUGAUGCCAAGGAUAUACCAUAUUUUUAUUCCUUUAUGGGUGAUGCAGAAGCUGAAGCCUUUAAUUUAUAUCCCCAUCAAGAUGAUUUGUCAAAAGCCCUAUAUUCACUGUUAACAGAAUUCGAAUGGUCACGUUUUAUAUUCCUAUAUGAAUCGUCUGAAUAUUUGAAUAUUUUAAAUGGAUUAAUGGCUCAAUUCGGUACAAAUAGUCCGGUGAUAACGGUGUUGCGUUAUGAUUUGAAUUUAAACGGUAAUUAUAAGACGGUAUUGAGAAAAGUGCGCAAAUCGGUGGAUAAUCGUAUAGUGGUAGUGGGUUCUACGGAAACUAUGCCGGAAUUUUUAAAGCAGGCCCAACAAGUGGGCAUUAUUAAUGAGGACUACAAGUAUAUAAUAGCAAAUUUAGAUUUUCAUUCAUUCGAUUUGGAAGAAUUUAAAUAUAGCGAAGCCAAUAUUACAAGUUUAAGAAUGUUUUCGCCUGAGAAUGCCUUAGUCAGGGAACUAAUGGAAAAAUUGGGUCAUUCUUUUGUCACCGAGGGAUUUCAGAAUGGGUCUUGUCCCAUUACCAUGGAAAUGGCUUUAACCUAUGAUGCCAUACAACUUUUUGCCGAAACUACCAAGCAUAUACCGCUCAAACCGACACCUUUAAAUUGCACCGAUCGUAGUGAUAGUGUUAGGGAUGAUGGUUCUACGUUUAAAAAUUAUAUGAGAUCGCUCAAUAUACAUGAGAAUACCUUAACGGGACGCAUUUAUUUCGAGGGUAAUGUUAGAAAGGGAUUUUCAUUUGAUGUCAUCGAAUUACAGCCCUCGGGUAUUGUUCAGGUUGGCACCUGGGAUGAGACAAAUAACUAUACUUGUCAACGUUUGGCUCCCACAAAUGCUAUAUUCGAAAACGUGGACAAUUCUUUGGCCAAUAAAACGUUUAUUAUAUUACUAUCAGUUCCAAAUAAACCUUAUGCCAGUUUAGUGGAAAGUCACAAAAAAUUGGAAGGCAAUAGCCAGUAUGAAGGUUAUAGUGUAGAUUUGAUUAAGGAGUUGUCUGGAAAAUUGGGUUUCAAUUAUACUUUUGUUAAUGGUGGUAACGAUUAUGGUACUUUCAAUAAAACUUCUAAUGUGUCAACGGGCAUGUUAAAGGAAAUUAUGGAAGGGCGAGCCGAUUUAGCUAUAACCGAUUUGACCAUUACCUCGGAAAGAGAAGAGGCAAUUGAUUUUACUAUACCGUUUAUGUUGGGGUAAGUAUUGCCAAUCUUGUUUUUAAAACCCCAGAAAGCAGCACCAGAUACAUUUUCCUUCAUGGACCCUUUCAAUAAAGAUGUAUGGGAAUAUUUGGGUUUGGCCUUUAUUGGAGUAUCGCUAUCAUUUUAUAUACUAGGACGUUUAUCGCCGACAGAAUGGGAUAAUCCUUAUCCAUGUAUAGAAGAGCCCACAGAACUGGAAAAUCAAUUUACUUUAAGUAAUUCUCUAUGGUUUACAACCGGAGCUUUACUGCAGCAGGGUUCCGAAAUAGCACCUAAAGCUCUAUCGGUAAGAACUAUGGCUUCCAUAUGGUGGUUUUUCACCUUAAUUAUGGUCUCAUCCUAUACAGCCAAUUUGGCGGCCUUUUUAACUGUUGAAACUCCCAAAGUGUUAAUUGAAAACGUAGAUGAUUUGGCGGAAAAUAAGGAAGGAGUAGUGUAUGGUGCUAAACGUACUGGUUCCACUAGAAAUUUCUUUUUGACUUCUGCCGAUCCCCGUUAUAAAAAAAUGAAUUUAUUUAUGGAAAAACAUCCCGAGCUGUUGACCGAAAACAAUCAGGAGGGUGUACAACGUGUUAUAGAUGCCAAAGAUUCUGAACCCAAAUAUGCGUUUCUAAUGGAAUCGACAUCUAUUGAAUAUAAUACCGUUAGAGAAUGUUCUUUAAAGAAAAUCGGUGAUGCUUUGGAUGAGAAGGGCUAUGGCAUAGCAAUGAGAAAAAACUGGGCAUAUCGAGAUAAAUUUAAUAAUGCUUUAUUGGAACUUCAAGAACAAGGUGUUUUAGCUAAAAUGAAAAAUAAAUGGUGGAAUGAAGUGGGUGCUGGUAUAUGUGCGUCGAAAAAAGAACAAAGUGAUGCCAAUUCUUUGAAUAUGAAAAAUCUGGAAGGUAUUUAUGUGGUAUUGGUUUUUGGCAGUGGUAUGGCUUUAAUACACGGCAUAAUAAGUUGGAUUUGUUUUGUUAUACACAAGGCUCGUAGUCACAAGGUACCGUUAAAAGCCGCCUUUAUUGAAGAAUUUAAAUUUGUUAUGGAAUUUACCACCUAUACCAGGGAAUUGAAAAACUCUGCUUCGAUUUAUUCACGCAGUCGUAAUUCAUCCAUAAAUAUAGAAUCUUUAGAUAAUGUUUUAAAUGCUAUAGAUAAUUAAUAAUUAGAAUUGAAGAUUAUUUUAUGAAUUUUACAAAAUAAGCUUUUAAAAAGUUAAAAGUUUGUUUUGUUUGUUUUUUUAUUAUUAAUAUUAUUUAAAAUACAUAGAAUGGAAUGUUAACAAAAUACAAUUUGAGAAAUCAUUAUUACAUAUAUGUAUAAGUUAAAUAAUUAUAUAAUUAUAUAAAUAAUAAAUUGUAUUAAAUAAAAAAAAAAAAAAUACUUAAUGUAAAAGAAAUUAAUAAAUAAUACUGCUAAAAUAUUAAUGAAUUAAUUAAAAAAAAAAACAUAUAUUAAAUAUAAAUAUCAUUAAAUAGAAUACUAGGAAAGUUACUCUUAUGAUAUUAUUCGAAAGUUAAUUUUUUGAAAAUCUAAUCGUUAAAAAAAAUCUUUCCAAAUAAAGAAAAGUUUA